Molecule: messenger RNA, 4144 nt
Organism: Drosophila suzukii
Lineage: Eukaryota; Metazoa; Arthropoda; Insecta; Diptera; Drosophilidae
Gene: Mrp4
Product: Multidrug resistance protein 4
Biological process (GO): transmembrane transport
Cellular component (GO): membrane
Molecular function (GO): ABC-type transporter activity; ATP hydrolysis activity; ATP binding
Source: RefSeq, a predicted model, not a curated record
AUGCAGUCGAUGAAAGCCGAUGAACUGCCGGAGAAUCCGCGGGAACGCUCCAAUCCCCUCUCCUCACUCAUGUUCUGUUUUGCCAUGCCCGUACUAUUCAAAGGGCGGAAGAAGAAUUUGGAACAAAAGGAUCUCUACCGAGCCCUCAAAGAGCACAAAUCGGACUCCCUGGGAGAUCGUUUAUGCACAGCCUGGGAUGAGCAGGUGGCCAAAAAUGAGACUCCGCGUUUGGGUCGUGCCCUGAUGAAAGUAUUUGGCUUUCAUUUGUUCCUCACGGGUCUUUCUCUGUUCGUCCAGGAAUUCUUAACCAAAGUCACCCAGCCCAUCUGCUUGUUUGGAGUGAUGGCUUACUUUGCCGGUAAUGAUCCGGAUCUGACCAAGGCCCAGUUAUAUGCAGCGGGCCUCAUAGCAGGUUCCGUAUUUAGUGUGCUUAUAGGCCAUCCCUAUAUGUUGGGCCUACUUCAUCUGGGUAUGAAGAUGCGCGUGGCACUCAGCAGUCUCAUCUAUCGCAAGGCUCUUCGGUUAAGUAGAACUGCCCUGGGCGACACGACAGUGGGUCAGGUGGUCAAUCUCCUGUCCAACGAUGUGGGACGCUUUGAUUUGGUUUUGAUCAAUGUGCACUACCUGUGGAUAGCACCGUUGGAACUGAUCGUUGUCACCUACCUGAUGUACCUUGAGAUUGGCAUAUCUUCCAUUUUUGGGGUUGCGAUAAUGCUUCUGUUCCUGCCCUUCCAAUCCUACCUCGGCAAGCGGACCAGCGUGCUGCGCCUGCGCACCGCCUUGCGAACGGACGAACGUGUCCGGAUGAUGAACGAGAUCAUCUCGGGCAUCCAGGUGAUCAAGAUGUACGCCUGGGAGAAGCCAUUCGGCAAGGUGGUGGAGCUGACCCGCUUUAAUGAGAUGCUGUGCAUCAAGCAAGUCAACUACAUCCGCGGCAUCCUCAUCUCGUUCUCCAUGUUCCUAUCGCGCAUCUUCACCUCCACCAGUUUGAUUGCCUUCGUCCUGCUGGGAAAUGUCCUGAAUGCCGAGAGGGCCUUCUUCGUCACUGCCUACUACAACAUCCUGCGUCGCUCGGUGACCAUGUUCUUCCCGCAGGGCAUCUCACAGUUUGCCGAGCUUCUGGUUUCCGUUCGUCGCUUGGAGACUUUUAUGCAUCGUCCAGAGACACUAGUCAGGGAUAAGUCGAAAAUUAGUCCCACCCCAAAGGCGGAGUCCUUGAAUGGAGAUAGUCCCAAGAGCAAUGGCCUCUCGGAGAAUCUGAUCGAGUUCAGCCAGUUCCAGGCCCGCUGGGAGAGCCAUUCAGUGGAUCCCACGUUGGAGGACAUAAAUCUCCAGUUGGGUCGGCAUAAGUUGGUUGCCGUUAUCGGACCCGUCGGAGCGGGCAAGUCCAGCUUAAUCCAAGCUGUGCUCGGCGAGCUGCCGGCGGAAAGUGGUACCCUUAAGAUCAAUGGCAGUUAUUCCUAUGCCGCCCAAGAACCUUGGCUUUUUACAGGCACUGUGCGGCAGAAUAUCCUCUUCGGCUUGGAGUGGGACAAGCAUCGCUAUCGCACGGUGGUGAAAAAGUGCGCCCUGGAAAGGGAUUUUGAACUGUUGCCCUUCGGUGAAACAAUUGUGGGCGAGCGUGGAGCAUCUCUCUCCGGCGGACAGAGCCGAAUCAGUUUGGCUCGAGCGGUGUACCGACGAGCUGACAUCUACCUUUUAGAUGAUCCACUCAGCGCAGUGGACACCCACGUUGGGCGCCACUUUGAUCAGUGCAUGCGUGGCUAUUUGAGGAGUGAGCUCGUCAUCCUGGUCACCCACCAGCUGCAGUUCCUAGAGCAGGCUGACCUGAUAGUUAUCAUGGAUAAGGGUCGGAUUAGUGCCAAGGGCACAUAUUCAUCGAUGAAGCGCAGUGGAUUAGACUUUGCCCAACUGCUGACGGCGCCAAAUAAGGAUAAUGAAGAUUUUGACGAAGACGGUGGGGCAGGUGGUGAGGGUCUGGCCCUUUUGAAUGUGCCCUCGCUGAGCAGGAGGGGCAGCAAGAACAGUAAGCCAAGCUCUCGAAACAACAGCUUCACCUCAUUGAGCUCCAUGGCGGAGUCAAUGGCCCAGGAGGCUUCCCUGCAGCUGCAGGAGACGCGAGUGGAGGGCAAGAUCGGUCUGGGACUGUACAAGGAGUACUUGACUGCCGGUAGCAGCUGGUUUAUGCUACUCUUCAUGGUCUUUCUCUGCCUGACCACUCAGAUCCUGUGCUCAGCAGCGGAUUACUUCUUGUCGUACUGGGUGGACAAGAACGUGUAUGAUCAGACGAACAUUACUGAGGAUCCCCAAGAUAUGUACUACUUUGCCGCCCUUAAUGUUGCCGUAGUGGUCUUCACCAUCGUGCGCACCAUGCUCUUCUACAAGAUGGCUAUGAAGAGUUCCACUCAACUACAUAAUUCCAUGUACCAAGGGAUUACAAGGGCUGCCAUGUACUUCUUCAACACGAAUCCCUCGGGACGGAUUCUAAAUCGGUUUUCCAAGGAUCUGGGCCAGCUGGACGAGGUCCUGCCAACAGUUAUGCUGGAUGUGGUGCAAAUUUUCCUCACUCUACUUGGCAUUAUUAUCGUGAUUUGCAUCACUAAUCCGUACUAUCUCAUUUUAACAUUAGCCUUGGCCAUUAUUUUCUACUAUCAGGAGUUUUACCUGAAGACAUCGAGGGAUGUGAAAAGAUUGGAGGCAGUGGCCAGAUCACCCAUAUACUCUCAUCUGAGUGCCACGAUUACGGGGUUGCCAACCAUUCGAGCUUUGGGAGCUCAAAAGGAACUUAUUGCGGAAUUUGACAAUCUGCAGGAUUUGCACAGCUCUGGUUACUACACCUUUUUGGCCACGAACCGUGCCUUUGGUUAUUACCUGGACUGCUUCUGCACUUUGUACAUUGUGAUAAUCAUCCUCAACUACUUUAUAAACCCACCGGAAAGCUCUGGCGAAGUGGGCUUGGCCAUCACCCAGGCGAUGGGUAUGACGGGAAUGGUGCAGUGGGGAAUGCGCCAGUCGGCGGAGCUGGAGAACACGAUGACCGCCGUGGAGCGAGUGGUGGAGUACGAUGAGAUCGAGCCGGAGGGCGAGUUUGAGUCCCGCCCCGGUAAGAAACCCUCACCGAGUUGGCCUGAAAAGGGUGAGAUUAUAGCCGAGGAUCUGUGUCUGCGCUACUUCCCGGAUCCACAAGCCAAGUACGUCCUCAAGGCGCUCAAUUUCCGUAUCCUGCCACGAGAAAAAGUGGGCAUCGUGGGUCGUACUGGAGCUGGCAAAUCCUCACUGAUCAAUGCCCUCUUCCGGUUAUCCUACAACGAGGGAAUCAUCACCAUCGACGAAAGGGACACGGCUGAUAUGGGACUCUUUGACCUGCGCAGCAAGAUAUCGAUUAUACCUCAGGAGCGUCUUUUCUCGGGUACCAUGCGUUACAACUUGGAUCCCUUCGAGGAGUACCAGGACGCCAAGCUGUGGGAAGCGUUGGAGGAGGUGAAGCUGAAACCCCUGAUUGCCGAGCUUCCCAGUGGACUGCAGAGCAAGAUAUCCGAGGGAGGCAGUAAUUUUAGCGUGGGCCAGCGCCAGUUGGUGUGCCUGGCCAGGGCAAUUCUUCGAGAGAAUCGUGUCCUCGUGAUGGACGAGGCGACGGCCAAUGUGGAUCCACAAACCGAUGCCCUCAUUCAGGCCACAAUUAGGAGCAAGUUCCGAGACUGCACAGUGCUGACCAGCCAUCGUCUGAACACGAUUAUGGAUUCGGAUCGCGUUCUAGUCAUGGAUGCCGGUCAUCUUGUAGUUGGUUCACCCUACGAACUUCUGACCUCCUGCGAAUCGAAAAUUUUCCACGGAAUGGUCAUGGAAACUGGACAGAAUACCUUCGACAGUCUGCUCAAGGUAGCCGAAAAGGCCCACUUGGAAUCAAAGAAGUCUAAAUCAGAGUAGAUUAAAGAUCUGGUAAUUGCUUACCAAUAAGGUCUCAUUUCCUGGCUGUAAGCGCCUGUAAAGUUGUACCUAAUCCAGCCAGCUGCAUUUAAGUUAGUUUUCUACUUAAAGUAUUACGCCUUCAAACCUUAUAUAUUAUAGGACGCAAUUCUAAUAGAUAUACUGUAAAAAAAAAACCAGCCCAACGAAUGGUAAAAUAUACAGAGUCUCAGAAAAA